AUGUUCACUCAUAUGGUGAUGGCUGGAGGUAUAAUGGGAUAUGGAGUUUACGCAUUCAAGAAGGGCCGGAAUUAUUCUUCAUUCUUCAUGGCAAUCGGCUGGUGUAUUGCUUUACUGAUGGACUGCUAUAGUGGACAACGAUUACAAGAUGAGAGUUUAUCCAUCGGAACAGAAUUGUACAAUGCCGACUGGUCCGACUGUGAUAUAGGAAUGAAGAAGGACAUAUUGUUUGAGCUCAUGAGAUGCCGACGACAGAUGGUUUUGAAAGCUUCUUCUUUCGGUAUCAUGGACCAUCCCACGUUUUUAUCGGUAAAAUGCACUUCUAGUAUACAGUCCUUGCAAAAAGUGUGCAUUACUGACCUAGUCGACCAUGUGAUAAAAUAUUAACAAUGUAUACGAGAUAUCACAGUCACAAACAUGUAUCUGAU
This is a messenger RNA of Phaedon cochleariae (mustard beetle), 428 nucleotides long. The record is from the annotation of a GenBank genome assembly. NCBI's taxonomy places the organism in Eukaryota, Metazoa, Arthropoda, Insecta, Coleoptera, Chrysomelidae.